Anopheles maculipalpis is the source of this 477-nucleotide messenger RNA. RefSeq names its product perlucin-like. NCBI's taxonomy places the organism in Eukaryota, Metazoa, Arthropoda, Insecta, Diptera, Culicidae. The transcript has 2 exons. The record is from RefSeq and is a predicted model, not a curated record. Bases 1 to 477 code for a protein of 158 amino acids.
AUGUCGUGCAAAACUAUCUUCCUGUCGUUGUGUGUGGCGUUGAUCGCAUUUAAUGCCGUCCAAGGUGGAGGUUUUAAUGCUAAACGGUACGUCGUUAUCGCGAAGAGCGUUGACUUUUUCGAAGCAUGGCAUGAGUGCAAUUCCAUCGAAGGAUAUUUAGCUCCUGUUGAGUCGCUGGAUGAUCAAAACCGCUUAGAGCUUGCACUGGCCAAUUCCAACAACCCUGACGGCAUUUACUACAUCGGAGGCACUGAAAUUGGUCGGAAAGCUCGCUGGAUGUGGAUCGCCCUUAACCAGAAGAUUUCGGAUAAAGGCUUCACAAACUUUUACCCCGGAGAGCCCAACAAUCUUGGUGGACGCCAGGGAUGUUUGACGGUUGGCAACUGGAAAGGUGAACAGCAGCGUGGUAAAUGGGACGAUUCGGAGUGUGAUAAGAAACUCGAUGGAUUUGUUUGUGCAUACCCAUCCUGUGGAUAG